Lagopus leucura (white-tailed ptarmigan) is the source of this 607-nucleotide messenger RNA. RefSeq names its product omega-hydroxyceramide transacylase-like. Gene Ontology annotation, molecular function: triacylglycerol lipase activity. The transcript is spliced from 5 exons. The record is from RefSeq and is a predicted model, not a curated record. The coding region runs from base 35 to 607 and encodes 190 amino acids. Gene Ontology annotation, biological process: triglyceride catabolic process; lipid homeostasis. Gene Ontology annotation, cellular component: cytoplasm; lipid droplet; membrane. NCBI's taxonomy places the organism in Eukaryota, Metazoa, Chordata, Aves, Galliformes, Phasianidae.
UGCAUUUGCAGCAUGUGAGUGUGAUAUAGGUGAGAUGCAGCAGUACCUCCAUAGUGCUGGGAAACUCUUUUUCACCACGCUCCUUACAGCUCGGGGGAAAGUCCUGCUUGUUGUAAAGGAAGCCUUAAGUAAAUUUCUGCCUGCCAAUGCCCACCAGCUGGCAUCUGGGAAGCAGCACAUCAUCCUCACCCGCCUGCGUGACUGGAAUUGCGUGACAGUUUCAGAGUUUGCUUCAAAGGAGGACAUCAUCCAGGCCGUGUUAUGCAGCUGCUUCAUCCCUCUGUGUUUUGGCUUUAUCCCUCCUCUGUACCAUGGGGUGCGUUAUAUCGAUGGGGAAUUCGGCAUGUGGAAGACCAACCUCGUGUCCCAGACCACCAUCACCGUGUCUGCUUUAGCUGGUGAAUUUGACAUCUGUCCCAGAGAUUGCCCAGUUCCCUUCUUCGUUUUCCAAAUAGUUGACUGGGUUUUACAUGUGUCAGAACAAAACCUGUAUCGUGUGCAGUGUCUUUUCCAGUGUCCUUCAGCAAAAGUGAGCUGCUUCUUCAGGUUUGUGAACAGCUUUAUCAUGAUGGCUACCAGGAUGCAGUGUCCUUCUUACACAGAUUGA